CUCGGUCGCCCUCAUCUGAAAACCUCAUCAAACCACAAAUAAAACUUAAAGAUGUCUGAGAGAAAGGUGCUCAACAAAUACUACCCACCGGACUUCGAUCCAGCCAAAAUCCCGAGAAGGAAGCUAGCCAAGGAUCGUCAACAGGUCGUCAGGUUGAUGGCACCCUUCUCUAUGCAAUGUUUAUCUUGUACUGAAUUUAUUUACAAGGGGAAGAAAUUUAACGCCCGAAAAGAAGCGGCUGCUGGUGAGCAUUACUUUGGGAUCAAAAUCUUUAGAUUUUAUAUCAAGUGUCCUCGGUGCUCAAAUGAAAUCACAUUCAAGACCGACCCUAAACACUCCGAUUAUGUGGCUGAGCAUGGUGCCCAGAGAAACUUCGAACCGUGGAGAGAGGAGGAAGCGGCAAAGAAUGCGGGCUCGGAUUCGGAAGAUGAUGUGGAACGACUUCUUGCUGUUGAACAGGCCGAACUCGAGGAAGAACAAGAAGAUUCGAUGCGAAGCUUAGAGAAGAAUCAAAUCGAAAGCAAACGAGAGAUGGAGAUAUUGGACAAGUUGCAAGAGAUCAGAACUCGGAAUGCGCGUCUUGAACGAUCUGCAAACGGACGUGGAGCAGAUGGAGUGCUUGCGAGUGUCAGCAGUCGAAUUCAAUCUGGUCUGGCGGGCGCAAAGGAAGUACUGGAACAGGAACGUCAAUUGAAAGAACUCGAAGAGGAUGAGGCUGAAGUCGCGAAAUAUUUUACAAAGUUUGCUGCUCUACCCAACAAAUCAAUGCCCAGUAUCCAAGAACACGAUGAUAAUGAUGAUGAUGAUGGACCGAAGCCAUCUGGCUCUGGAAGUCAUCUUGAACAGGAAGCUGGCGAAAAAGACGAUCGACAACAUAGUGCAAUUAAUCAGACACGAGAAACCAUCACCCAACCUACGCCUGAAAGCAUCACAAUCAAACGGAAAUUUACCGAUGUCGAACCUGAUGUUCAUUCCUUGCUCUCGGAAAAAUCUCGGGAGAUGUUGGCAAAUGCGUCUGGGUUCACCAAGCUUCCCCCAAAGAAAAAGAAAAAUGCUACCGUCAAUGCAUUCGGUGUUAAAAUCAUAAAGAAAUCGUAAAAUCAUCAAAUGCUAUUCACAAGUUUGUAAUCCUAUCAUGUAGGAUAUUCGACUGUGCCGUUGCCCAUGCUGCUCAAGGAAUACACUCAAGUCGACUGUUGACAUUAAUUCAUUGCACACCUGAACAGAAGAGAAUGACUCGACCCUUGUGAUGAAGCAAUUCUUUGAGUUAAAUCUCACCUCUCCCUCAGAAUAAAGUUGCCAAGCAAUUGAGCACUUAUCUUAACCAGCAACUUUCCCCAUAUUGAAAUUAAUUUACUGGACAUCUAUUAUAUUCCCUCUUUGUAUAUAUCAUCAAAUGUUGUAAUUUUGAAACACUAUGAUGGAGGUUGUUCACCCCCAUAACAUGUGGUGCAAAAUCACAAAGAUUUCAUAA
Molecule: messenger RNA, 1474 nt
Organism: Puccinia graminis f. sp. tritici CRL 75-36-700-3
Lineage: Eukaryota; Fungi; Basidiomycota; Pucciniomycetes; Pucciniales; Pucciniaceae
Exons: 4
Coding region: 52-1098 (348 amino acids)
Biological process (GO): mRNA splicing, via spliceosome
Cellular component (GO): U2-type catalytic step 1 spliceosome
Source: RefSeq, a predicted model, not a curated record